Molecule: messenger RNA, 216 nt
Organism: Triticum turgidum subsp. durum (durum wheat)
Lineage: Eukaryota; Viridiplantae; Streptophyta; Magnoliopsida; Poales; Poaceae
Source: the annotation of a GenBank genome assembly
AUGUUGUCCUGUCGGGCCUUGGCAGAUCUGCCGCCGGAGCUUGUCUGCCGCAUCGCCGACGAACUUGACGACCUCAAGUGCUACGCGAGUGCGCAGAGAACUUUCCAGAUAUGGCGCUCCGCACUCACGCUGCCUUCGCCUUCGCUGCUCGUGGACCACAACGAUGAUCCCGCCAAGCGCUGCAUCACCACGCCGUCAAUCGUUGUACCACUGUAG